CACUCAGUCAGUCCAGAACUACCAAGCAUUCCCAAACCAACCAUCUCGAAAAUGGCGAUGAAGUGUAAUUGAGAAGGUUCCUUCCAGUCGUUACGAAUAGUAUUCAGCUUAUGGCUCUGCAAUGUGUCACAAAACCCAAAAUGUGGUUGGGCCUUAAGCAGAUACUUCUCUAUGUAGGCCUGUUGCUCUGCGUUCUUCUGCAGGUCUGCAGAAGCAAGACCCAGUCGCAGAUGUUUUGCCCCACUGUUUGCCACUGUGAUCUACACGCCCAGCGCAAUCGCGCAGUAUGCAGCGCAAAGCGCUUGAUAAGCGCCAAUAUAGAAAUACCUACAACGGUUGAGCUGUUGGACCUGAGCUACAAUGAUAUAACCACCAUUGACGAUGACUCCUUCAAAACCACAAUCCACCUGCUUAAUCUUACGUUGGCCCACAACGCGAUACACACACUUUAUGGGGAUGCCUUUGUGGAGUUGACCAGACUACGCUACUUGGAUCUAUCGUACAAUCGCCUGGAGCAGAUCGAUGAACAUAUCCUGGAAUCCAACAACCAACUGAUCCACCUUAAUUUGGAAGGCAACAAGUUGUCCACAUUGGGAAAAGGACCUAUAUUAAGAAGUCCAUCGCUACGCUCUCUCAAUCUGCGCAACUCGCAGGUAAAUCAACUUGGAACCCAGCUUCUGAGUGCCUUGCCUCAAUUGCGCCAACUGGAUUUGGCACAGAAUCUACUGUUAACCCUGAGUCCUGGAGAUUUUCAUGCACCCCGCAAUCUGGCGUCACUGAAUGUUGAGGAAAAUCCCUUCAACUGCGAUCGGGCGUUAGCCAAAGUGGCCACUGGAUUGCGACAGCGCGGAGUGGCUAUUUUCAUGAGCAACUGCAUGGAAGAAGAGGUUCAGGAUCACCAGGACGAUGCGGAAGCUGUGAAUUUUCCUAAUAAAAACGAGAAGUUCGAAAGCAUGGAGUACUUGGAGCCCAGCACCCGAGGACCCCAAUCCGUGCUGUCCGUCUGGCGGGAUCUGGACUCCAGUGAGGAGCAGAACAGCUCGCAGGACGACGAGCAGAUGUCAUCGCUAAGCGAUGUGUGUGAGGGAAGUCGGGAGAAACUGUGCCUAAGAUACCGCAUUUGCUUGGAGCGUGUGAGUCAUGAACUCCUGGCUGGCGGAAACUCCCAAUUGGAAGAUGAAAUCAUACGCACGCACACCUACGAUGAGGAUGAUUUGAAGCUGGCCUUUGUGGUGGGCGGUGCCACGGGCGUUUGCAUGGUCAUCUUCAUCAUUACCUUUGCCCUGUGCCUCAAGAGUUGCUGUGAGAUGCGCAAAAAGAAAAGUAACCCGGAAGUGGCCACUGGGGUUUCAGCUCCUCUGAACCCUUCGCAGGAUAGCCUACCCACUAUACACACCUGGUCACCACAGCGUACGCGCAACCCCAGGCGCUCUAAUCCCCAGCGUCCCCGUAGUACUCAAUCGCAUGCCGUGGUUCGACAACCCUACGGACCGCAGGACAACUUCGUGUCCCGGCUCUUUGGUCGUCCGGCCCGCAGUCAGUACUACCGGACCAUCAAUCAGAAUACGGCCACCCUCAUAAGGCGCCUUAGUCGGAGUAACCUCUUCACCAGUCGCGACCGGGAACCGAGUUCCCCCGCCGAACCGCCAACUUCUACGGCCAGAUUCUACACGGAUGUGAUUGAAAGUGGGGCGAUACGACCGGAGACACCGCCUCCAAACUACGGCGAUGUGGUGGUCAUCGAGAAUUGUGAUAACAAGUGAAGGGAGUAUCUUUUUAAUAUAGCCAAACAUUCGUAUAAGCUAAAAGUAAUCUAAGUUAUCGCUCUUCUCGACCUCAAUUAUUUACUAUUCAAAUCUAUAUGAGAUAAUUACAAAUUUAAAGUCUAAUCAUUUAUAUUGGCAAAAUAUAAAAUGUCAUAUUUCAAAUCAACAUCAACUAUCGCAGUCGUCAUAGCUGUUUACUAAAUAUUUAUUAAGAAAGUCUACUUCAUGCACUUUUUAUUGGCAACAUAAAAUUAUGUUUGUAUUCAAAAUAUUUUCUUAGCCUACUACUAUUUUAAGUACAACAUGUAAUGCACUUAGCCCCCAAACGAUAUUUUAGAGAGCCCACAACAUGGCGGCCAAAAUGCCCUUGAAAACUUCAAUGUUUCCUCAUUCUCAUUUUACACACAAAAAUAUCAAUUGGGGAAUUCCAGCAUUUUUGCUUCUCGUUUUGGAUAAGCAUUACUUUUACAAGACUUGGACUUGCAGCUGCAACAAAUCGCAAUAAAAACUUUUGACAAAACUAUCAAAGUUGGCAACGUUGGGGGGAAUGUGGGGAUGGGGCAUGGCCAACUGUGAAAUUGCCACAGGAAAAUCCCCGAAAAAUUCAAGUAGCAAAAGUUUACACACUCAAAUAAAUGCUGAAACGCGAAAGAAGAUGGGUCCUUUUAGGCCCCCCGUCCCCCAAUCCUUCCCUGCAGAUAAAUCGAAAACACCACAAAGGAAAAUAAAACCGCACAAAAAAUGCCAUAAGAAUAAAACUCAAAAAAAGAACGACAAACCCAACAAUUUGCACUGCAAAGCGGCAAAAGUGUCUCCAAAGAAACAACCACACAACCCCGACCAGAUACGGAAAAAGAAUAAAUAUAUAUAGGGAAAGAAAGAAGGUCCAAGUUAUGUUGCAAUGGGUAAAAAAAAAAUCAUGUGGCAAAAACGGCAUGUGGCAGUGCACUGAACUACGAGGUAUCUUCAUACAAUUUAAUAAAAAAAAAUAUUUACAAACAUAAUUUAUCAAAUUGAACAUUUACCUAUAUGAAUUGGUUGAAAAAGAAAUAACUAAAGAAUUUUGAUUAUUGCUUAAAUAUCUUUGAAAUGGUUAUUAUGAAUAGACGUGUUAUGAAUCCGUCAAUAUUCAAAUUAGAAAAACUUGUAAAUAUUAUUUUGCAUUAAAAAAAACCUUUUUACAGCAUUUUCCUGGACUAAACGGCAUUCGAAAUCAUUGUGCGUUUUCCUUUAAUUCAUUCUCCAUUUGCCAGAUCACUUGUGAAGCAAAUUUGCUGCGCGGCAUCUUUGUGGGUUCUGUUGUUAAGUGUUUGUCUAGCUAUCUAUCUAUCUAUCCAAACGUAUCUGUGUUUUGUGGUGCCAACUUUCAUUGCACUGAGCCCGGCGCUGCAGCACACUGUGGUGCACAAAAGUUAACGUAUCCUGGGACCAAAGUUGCGUUGUCAACAACCAAAACGCAGGAAAAAAGCGGAUUUGGGAAAAGAGCUGUGAGGAAAUGAGGAGCCCAAAUCGAGGAAGCUUGGCGAAAAAAUGCUCGCACCAGGAGGGCUGAGGAAGCAGAGUUGCAGAGCGUGAAAAAAUAUCUAAAUCCAACAUUAAUGAAAAACUUUUUGCAUAAUCCACGAUGAAGCUGGCGGUGGCAAAAGCAGCAAACCAAAAUCAAACCCCCAUUUCCCCCAAAGGAAAUGCAGCCAAGCGGAGUAGGAACUCCCCAUCGAGUGAAUAAAAUGCAAUAUAAGAGGGCCAGGAUAACAAAGCAACAGAUUCCGCCGGGAGGUGGUGGUUGAAUGGGAUUUUUGAGGCAUUGAAGGACAUGGCAAGCGGCUUAAAAGGUGCUGAAGGUUACCCCGAAAGAAAGUAGUAAGUGAUGAGAUGGCUCAGACUUUAGGAUUCUGGAGGCGAAAGUUGCACUAAAUCUAAGCCAUGGUUCGAAAACCUAUGGAGCUCGAUAUGAAAGGGAAUUGGCGUAAGAAAAACUGAUUGGAAAAUGGUUGAGAGUAGAUCAAAGGGGUGAGGUGUCCUUUGAAAACAAACCUUUACGACCGGUCGGGUCAUUUGCCUUGGCGAUUCAUUUCAAAGCAUUACCUACAUUAAGGUUAUUUGAUUGGUUAGAUUUAUUUUCGGUCACAUAGCUUUAUAACUUGAGAUAAGAUUGAUAUGUUUUAAUAUGUGUAUUAUAAAUAAUUCGCCUUUCAAUUGGCACCACACCAUUUUUUAAGAAAACCAAUUAUAUCUCCAGUUUCACCGACCAACCAAAAUUCAGUACAAAUCAAGUUUCCGCUUUCCAAUUGCACUGCCAUUAGUCUGUACAUCUCUAUUUCAUAAGUUUCAGUUACUUGUGAUUUGUUUAUGGAGUGUUAAGCGCUACAUGGCUAUUUGCCAGCACUUUUACCGCUGCAGAGUAAAUAAAUUAAAUUCGUAUUUGCUGGCAUUCGGUGCGGCGCAUUUCGCCCCUGGGUUCGGUGUAAAACUUUCAGGAGGUGCCGGACAUGGUCGCCGUGUCCCCUGUAACUUUCUAUCUAUCCUCUGCCGACUGCUUGCCGUGUGUUGCAAUAACAAACUCAUGCUAAUUGCUUUGCUAACAACUCGCAGGAACAGCAACAGCAGGAACUUGGACUUGCACUGACAAUAAGAGGGCAGAAAGCGCAGCUACGACAAUAAAUAUCAGCAGGAACUGGCAAGGAGCUGGCUAAAAGUCCUGGCUACCUUUAAUUACGGUUUCGCAGGACACCGGACCACAGUUUAGCACACUCACACAAGCUGCUAACUAGUUGCACAUGGCCCAGAUACACUCAUGACACGAUUGACCUCUUGGCUUUGGGAUGUUGCAGGUGCGACAUACUCAACGCUUCAAGCUACUGAACUCAGCACUGCGAGAAAAUAACUUACG
Drosophila melanogaster (fruit fly) is the source of this 4656-nucleotide messenger RNA. RefSeq lists its product as uncharacterized. Bases 111 to 1763 code for a protein of 550 amino acids. The transcript has 4 exons. The record is from RefSeq and is marked reviewed. NCBI's taxonomy places the organism in Eukaryota, Metazoa, Arthropoda, Insecta, Diptera, Drosophilidae.